This is a messenger RNA of Octodon degus (degu), 4890 nucleotides long. RefSeq names its product Ral GTPase activating protein non-catalytic beta subunit (gene Ralgapb). Gene Ontology annotation, biological process: activation of GTPase activity; regulation of small GTPase mediated signal transduction. Gene Ontology annotation, molecular function: GTPase activator activity. The record is from RefSeq and is a predicted model, not a curated record. NCBI's taxonomy places the organism in Eukaryota, Metazoa, Chordata, Mammalia, Rodentia, Octodontidae. The coding region runs from base 267 to 4568 and encodes 1433 amino acids. The transcript is spliced from 30 exons.
GUCGGAAGUUGCUUUAGCAGAGCCUAGCCGGCCGGCCCGACCGGCCUAGGUCUUCCGCGGGCGUCCUAGGAGAAACAUUGACGAGUAGAGGUACUGACCGCCUGAGGACGGACGGAAGGCUGGCCGGGGCAGUGAAAGCGCAGACCCUAUGGCGCGGGUCGCGUGAGGCAGAAGGCCGAGUGCGGCCGUCGGCGGCGCGCCCGCCCCAGCGAUGCGGGCCCCGCCCGUCGCCUCAGGUGCUGUUUGGAUAGUACUUUAGUGGCACAAUGUACUCGGAGUGGAGAUCACUGCAUUUGGUGAUUCAGAAUGAUCAAGGCCAUACCAGUGUGCUGCAUAGCUAUCCAGAGAGUGUUGGGCGAGAAGUAGCAAAUGCAGUGGUCCGUCCUCUUGGGCAGGCGUUAGGUACCACUUCAGUGGCUGGUAAUGAGAGUUUGUUAAAAACUGACAAAGAAGUAAAAUGGACAAUGGAAGUAAUUUGCUAUGGACUGACCCUUCCUUUGGAUGGAGAAACUGUAAAAUAUUGUGUUGAUGUAUAUACAGACUGGAUUAUGGCUUUAGUGUUGCCGAAAGAUUCUAUCCCAUUGCCAGUUAUUAAAGAACCUAAUCUUUAUGUUCAAAGUAUACUAAAACACUUGCAGAAUCUUUUUGUACCAAGACAGGAACAGGGCUCCAGCCAGAUCCGACUGUGCUUACAGGUCCUGCGAGCCAUUCAAAAACUGGCCCGUGAGUCAUCCAUCAUGGCCCGAGAAACCUGGGAAGUCUUACUAUUGUUUCUUCUGCAGAUUAAUGAUAUACUUCUGGCCCCACCAACUGUUCAAGGUGGCAUUGCUGAGAAUCUAGCAGAGAAAUUGAUUGGCGUUCUUUUUGAAGUUUGGUUACUAGCUUGCACUCGGUGCUUCCCAACACCUCCUUAUUGGAAGACAGCCAAAGAGAUGGUGGCUAACUGGAGGCACCACCCAGCAGUGGUGGAGCAGUGGAGCAAAGUCAUCUGUGCACUCACUUCCAGAUUACUACGCUUUACAUAUGGUCCUUCAUUUCCUCCAUUUAAAGUUCCUGAUGAAGAUGCCAGUCUAAUCCCUCCGGAAAUGGAUAAUGAGUGUGUUGCACAGACAUGGUUUCGAUUUUUACAUAUGUUAAGUAAUCCCGUGGAUUUGAGUAAUCCAGCCAUUAUAAGCUCUACUCCCAAAUUUCAGGAACAGUUCUUAAAUGUGAGCGGAAUGCCUCAAGAAUUGAAUCAGUAUCCCUGCCUUAAACAUCUGCCUCAAAUAUUUUUUCGUGCCAUGCGUGGAAUCAGCUGUCUAGUGGAUGCAUUUUUAGGUAUUUCUAGACCCAGGUCAGACAGUGCUCCCCCAACACCUGUGAAUAGAUUAAGUAUGCCUCAAAGUACUGCAGUCAGUACUACCCCACCACAUAACCGGAGGCACCGGGCUGUUACUAUGAAUAAGGCCACCAUGAAGACAAGCACAGUUAGUACUGUUCAUGCCUCAAAAGUCCAGCAUCAGAGCUCCUCAACCUCUCCUCUGUCGAGUCCAAAUCAGACUAGUUCAGAACCACGGCCACUUCCUGCCCCUCGGAGACCAAAGGUUAACAGCAUCUUGAAUCUCUUUGGAUCAUGGUUAUUUGAUGCAGCAUUUGUUCACUGUAAACUUCAUAAUGGGAUAAACAGAGACAGCAGCAUGACUGCAUCUUUUAUCCAAAUUCUUCUUUCUUAUAAAUCUUCCAUUACAACUCAAGCUAGCAUGGAGUUUCGACGGAAAGGGUCACAAAUGUCCACAGACACCAUGGUUUCCAACCCUAUGUUUGAUGCAAGUGAAUUUCCUGAUAACUAUGAAGCAGGAAGAGCUGAGGCUUGUGGGACACUGUGUAGGAUUUUUUGUAGCAAGAAGACUGGAGAAGAGAUACUGCCAGCUUAUUUAUCCAGAUUUUACAUGCUUUUAAUUCAAGGUUUGCAGAUAAAUGAUUAUGUGUGCCAUCCUGUCUUGGCCAGCGUUAUUCUAAACUCCCCUCCUUUGUUCUGCUGUGACUUGAAAGGGAUUGAUGUUGUGGUUCCUUACUUUAUUUCAGCUCUUGAAACCAUUUUGCCUGACAGAGAACUCUCAAAAUUCAAAAGCUAUGUAAAUCCAACAGAAUUAAGAAGAUCCUCCAUUAAUAUCCUACUUUCUUUGUUGCCCCUCCCUCAUCAUUUUGGCACAGUCAAAUCUGAGGUGGUCCUGGAAGGAAAGUUUAGUAAUGAUGACAGCUCUUCUUAUGAUAAACCAAUAACUUUUUUGUCCCUGAAGUUGAGACUUGUGAAUAUACUAAUAGGUGCCUUGCAAACAGAAACGGAUCCCAACAACACCCAAAUGAUACUAGGGGCAAUGUUAAAUAUUGUUCAAGAUUCUGCACUUUUAGAAGCCAUUGGUUGCCAAAUGGAGAUGGGUGGUGGAGAAAGUAACCUGAAGAGUCAUAGUCGCACUAAUAGUGGUAUUAGUUCAGCAAGUGGUGGAAGUACAGAGCCCACAACUCCUGAUAGUGAAAGACCUGCUCAAGCUCUCCUAAGGGAUUAUGCUCUUAAUACAGAUUCAGCUGCUGGGCUCCUGAUUCGCAGCAUUCAUCUUGUCACUCAAAGACUCAACUCCCAGUGGCGGCAAGACAUGAGCAUAUCACUGGCAGCCCUAGAGCUCCUGUCUGGCCUGGCAAAGGUGAAGGUGAUGGUUGACUCAGGAGACCAGAAGCGAGCCAUCAGUUCUGUGUGCAGCUACAUUGUGUACCAGUGCAGCCGGCCAGCUCCUCUUCACUCCCGGGAUCUGCACUCCAUGAUAGUGGCAGCUUUUCAGUGUCUUUGUGUCUGGUUGACAGAGCACCCGGAUAUGCUUGAUGAAAAGGACUGCCUUAAAGAAGUACUGGAGAUUGUAGAACUGGGUAUCUCAGGAAGUAAGUCCAAAAAUAGUGAUCAAGAGGUCAAAUACAAAGGAGAUAAGGAGCCAAACCCUGCAUCUAUGAGGGUGAAGGAUGCUGCUGAAGCCACCCUAACAUGUAUUAUGCAGUUGCUUGGUGCAUUUCCUUCACCCAGUGGUCCAGCCUCUCCUUGUAGUCUGGUGAAUGAGACCACUCUUAUCAAAUACUCCGGGCUGCCAACCAUAAACAAGCAUAGUUUCCGAUACUUUGUCUUGGAUAACAGUGUCAUCCUGGCCAUGCUGGAGCAACCCCUUGGAAAUGAACAGAAUGAUUUUUUCCCCUCAGUCACUGUUCUGGUCCGGGGAAUGUCUGGAAGACUUGCUUGGGCACAACAACUUUGCCUUUUACCCAGAGGAGCAAAAGCAAAUCAGAAGCUUUUUGUGCCUGAACCUCGUCCAGUUCCUAAAAAUGAUGUUGGAUUUAAAUAUACUGUGAAACAUCGGCCAUUUCCUGAAGAGGUGGACAAGAUUCCUUUUGUGAAAGCCGAUCUGAGCAUUCCAGAUUUGCAUGAAAUUGUCACUGAAGAAUUAGAAGAGAGACAUGAAAAAUUAAGGAGCGGCAUGGCUCAGCAGAUUGCUUAUGAAAUACACCUUGAGCAGCAGAGUGAAGGGGAAUUGCAAAAGAGAAGCUUUCCUGACCCCAUUACAGAUUGCAAACCCCCACCCCCUGCCCAGGAAUUCCAAACAGCCCGCCUCUUUCUCUCACACUUUGGAUUUUUGUCCUUAGAAGCAUUGAAGGAACCUGCAAAUAGUCGUCUACCUCCUCAUCUUAUUGCACUUGAUCCCACGAUACCUGGGUUUUUUGAUGACAUUGGUUAUCUGGAUCUCUUGCCAUGUCGUCCUUUUGACACAGUUUUUAUUUUCUAUAUGAAGCCAGGUCAGAAAACAAACCAAGAGCAACAGCUCUUUGCCUUCCUGCCAGUGCUGUGGUCUGCCACCCUAAUUGGAUCAGCCCAUUUGACCACUGAUUCAUUGGAAAGUAACAUCUCAGACCAAGAUAGUGACUCAAACAUGGAUCUUAUGCCAGGAAUUCUGAAACAGCCAUCCUUGACACUUGAGCUUUUCCCCAAUCACACAGACAAUCUUAAUUCUUCACAGAGGCUCAGUCCGAGUUCAAGAAUGAAGAAGCUGCCUCAAGGUCGUCCCGUGCCUCCCCUUGGACCUGAGACAAGAGUAUCUGUAGUCUGGGUGGAACGCUAUGAUGAUAUAGAAAACUUUCCCCUUUCAGAUCUAAUGACAGAGAUCAGUACUGGCGUGGAAACGACUGCAAACAGUAGUACUUCUCUGAGAUCUACAACACUUGAAAAAGAAGUUCCAGUCAUAUUUAUCCACCCUUUACACACUGGAUUAUUCCGGAUAAAAAUUCAAGGAGCCACUGGAAAAUUUAAUAUGGUCAUCCCUCUUGUAGAUGGGAUGAUAGUCAGCCGGCGAGCACUUGGCUUUCUGGUGAGGCAGACUGUAAUAAACAUUUGUAGAAGAAAGAGACUGGAGAGCGACUCCUACAGUCCACCACAUGUCCGUCGGAAACAGAAAAUAACUGACAUUGUCAACAAAUACCGGAACAAGCAGUUGGAGCCAGAAUUUUAUACUUCACUUUUCCAGGAGGCUGGACUCAAGAGCUGCAGUUCUUAGACCACUGUCUAGAACAGUUGAACUCCACAGUGUGGUCUGUAAUAGCAAAGCAAGACAGUUUGACAGGUGAUCACUGUAAAAAUAAAAACAAAUCACUCCUGAAGAGCUUAUUGUUUAAUCACCAAAAGAGAAAAAUAUGUUGUAAACCCACUGGAUAGACAGAGGACUGUCAGCUUUCUAGUAAAAUGGGCUCCCAGAUACAAUCAUACUCCUGCUGGUGAUGGUGAUAAACAUUUUAGCCAUAAACUUUUCAAAUGAGUUUUAGUUCAAUAUAAGCCUUAUGAGGAGAAAGGCUAUUAUGCAUCUCAGUCAAACACAUAUG